AUGGAGCUCGGUAGUUCCUUUCUUUUGGAAGACUCACUUUCUUCCUAUGUUUUUCCGUGGCUCGUCACUGCUUCUUCGAGUCUGCAGACCAUGGCGUUGCCCCGGCACUUUUUAUUUUCGUCGGCAGCGUGGCUCUGUGAGUCAGUGCCGUCGCGCGAGCUGAAAAUUGCGCCCACUGGGCGACCGACUCGUCAAUGGAAGGCCCCCGGCUCAUGUUACCUGUUCUGGGGGGUGGCUGUCUUCGUGGCGGUUGCCCUGUCGGCCUCGCCGGACGAUUGGUGCGCAGGUACGUCAUUGUUCCCUGCAUUCGCGUGUGCUGAAGCAGCCGGUGCGGAAGGCCCGCAGGAAGCGAGUGGCGAGAACGACCCGUCGCAGGGAGGAGGAGAGGGCAGAAAUAAGCAGGGCAAGCCGCCCGGUGAAUCUAGUUCGUCUUCUUCACGGACGUCAUGGUCGCCGAAACGCCCCCAACCCCUACCGGAGGAGCGCGUGUUACCGGCUUUGCGGCUGUUUGAGAGCGUUCACGGCCAGAUGACUCUCUUCUUCAAGGGGUUUUCAAGGCAAGGAAGCCUCAUCGCUUACGACCUGCUAGAUGAACUGCGUACUGUGGACGAAGCGCGCAUGAUGAUGGAUGUCGAGUUCCUCGUCCUUGACCGGCUGAUGGAGCACUACGACAGCACGAGGCACCUUCGAGUUGUUGACACCUCCAUCAUCCACAAAAUGCUCAACCUGGGCAAUUUGUUGCCGUGGAGGAUCCCGAGAGUUCUCACAGAUAUCAAGAAGAUGGUGCUGGAGUAUAAGCCGGUUCUCACUCAGUUCCUCAACCGAUACGAGAAGCUGAUUGAGGUUCUUAUCCUCACAAAUGUGCCUCGUGCCUUGAGUCCAUUUCGUGGUCUCAUCGCGGCGCUUAUUGGCGUACCUCGCCAAAAGCUCGUUUUUGCCUCAUCUCUCGCAGACCUCGAAGCCUAUAUUCCACGUCACCACAUUCCACGGGAAUUCUGGAAUCCUACAGGUGGCCCUGUUCGCGAGGGAAAGGAAAACACAGUCAGCUGGAGGAUUAUGUUGGAGGAGGUUAAGGCUAAGCUGGGCAGUGAUGCCGUGACGCCGGCAGGGCACGAGCUUCUGCGGAAAAUCAAAGAGGAGGAAGCGAGCGGAGAGCAGACGGCUGCGGGCGCUGGAGCCCCUGACGCUCAAGCUUCAUCCAGUCAGGGUCCCUCAAAGGGACAAGAGAUUGAGGAGUUUUUGUUAUUCUCGGGAGACGUUAACGUAAAUGCGGACGGGGCAAAGCCUGCUGAUACAACCCCGGCACCCCGUAACACUCCGCUGUCCCCCGAGUUCCCCUCUCUAUUUGAUGAAUUAGGCUCUAUUGGCGCUGAUGACUUCGACGAUCUGGACUGA
Besnoitia besnoiti is the source of this 1395-nucleotide messenger RNA. RefSeq lists its product as uncharacterized. The record is from RefSeq and is a predicted model, not a curated record. NCBI's taxonomy places the organism in Eukaryota, Apicomplexa, Conoidasida, Eucoccidiorida, Sarcocystidae. Bases 1 to 1395 code for a protein of 464 amino acids. The transcript has a single exon.